GCCCGGCCCAUGGAGCGGGGGAAGAUGGCGGAGGCGGAGAGCCUGGAGACGGCGGCGGAGCACGAGCGGAUCCUGCGGGAGAUCGAGAGCACGGAUACGGCCUGCAUCGGGCCCACGCUCAGAUCCGUCUAUGAUGGAGAGGAGCACGGUCGCUUCAUGGAAAAGCUGGAAUCCCGGAUCCGCAAUCAUGACCGGGAGAUUGAGAAAAUGUGUAAUUUCCACUACCAGGGCUUUGUGGACUCCAUCACUGAGCUCCUGAAAGUGAGAGGAGAAGCCCACAGAUUGAAGAAUCAAGUGACUGAUACUAAUAGAAAACUACAGCAUGAGGGGAAGGAACUGGUAAUAGCAAUGGAAGAGCUGAAGCAGUGUCGACUGCAACAGAGAAAUAUUUCUGCCACGGUUGAUAAAUUAAUGCUGUGUCUACCAGUCCUGGAGAUGUACAGCAAACUGAGGGAACAGAUGAAAACGAAAAGACAUUACCCAGCAUUGAAAACUCUAGAGCACCUGGAACACACCUACCUGCCCCAAGUGAGCCACUAUCGUUUCUGCAAAGUCAUGGUGGACAACAUCCCCAAGCUUCGGGAAGAAAUCAAGGAUGUUUCCAUGUCCGAUCUCAAAGACUUCUUGGAAAGUAUCCGAAAGCACUCAGACAAAAUUGGGGAGACUGCCAUGAAGCAGGGGGCCAAGAACAGCCAAUCCCAGAGUCAUUAUUGGAUAAAGUUGGGAUCUGGACAGCCGAAGUUCCCUGCCUGCCUUUCAAACAGACACAUGGAAGCUCAGCAGCAAAGGAACCUGGAUAACAUCAUCUCACAACAGCCCAGAAUAGGCAGCAGGAAAAAAUCCAAGAAAGAUGCAUUUACCAGCUUGGAUACAGAGAUAGAAAGCACUAGUCCCAAGUCUGAACAAGAUUCCGGGAUUCUGGAUGUUGAAGAUGAAGAAGAGGAUGAAGAGGUGCCCGGGGCUCAAGAAUUGGUGGACUUCUCUCCUGUUUAUCGAUGUUUGCAUAUAUAUUCUGUACUGGGUGCUCGGGAAACCUUUGAAAACUACUACAGGAAACAGAGGCGAAAACAGGCCAGGCUGGUGCUUCAACCGCCAUCCAACAUGCACGAAACUUUAGAUGGCUACAGGAAAUAUUUUAAUCAAAUCGUAGGUUUUUUUGUGGUUGAAGAUCACAUUUUACAUACGACUCAGGGCUUAGUGAACAGAGCCUACAUUGAUGAACUAUGGGAAAUGGCCUUGUCAAAAACCAUCGCUGCACUUCGGACACACUCGUCUUACUGCUCUGACCCAGACCUGGUAUUAGAUUUGAAGAACCUCAUUGUCCUCUUUGCUGACACACUUCAGGUGUACGGUUUCCCAGUAAACCAGCUUUUUGACAUGCUGCUUGAGAUCAGAGACCAGUACAGUGACACUCUGUUGAAGAAAUGGGCAAGCGUUUUCAGAAACAUACUUGAUUCAGACAACUACAGCCCCAUCCCAGUUUCCAGUGAGGAACUCUAUAAGAAGGUGGUUGGACAGUUCCCAUUCCAAGAUACAGAGCUGGAAAAGCAGCCGUUUCCAAAGAAGUUUCCUUUCUCUGAAUUUGUGCCUAAGGUUUACAAUCAAAUUAAAGAAUUUAUCUACGCCUGUCUUAAGUUCUCAGAAGAUCUCCAUCUGAGCUCCACAGAGGUGGACGACAUGAUCCGGAAGUCUACAAACCUGCUGUUGACUCGAACACUGAGCAGCUCUCUGCAGAAUGUCAUUAAGAGGAAGAACGUCGGGCUGACGGAGCUCGUGCAGAUUAUCAUCAACACGACCCACUUGGAGAAAUCCUGCAAGUACCUGGAAGAAUUCAUCACCAACAUCACCAACGUGCUCCCUGAGACAGUCCACACCACCAAGCUGUACGGGACCACCACAUUCAAGGAUGCCCGACAUGCUGCAGAAGAAGAGAUUUAUACCAACCUGAACCAGAAGAUUGACCAGUUCUUGCAGCUGGCUGACUAUGAUUGGAUGGCUGGGGAUUCAGGCAGCAAAGCCAGCGAUUAUCUGACGGAUCUCAUUGCUUUUCUUCGGAGCACCUUUGCAGUCUUCACACACCUUCCUGGGAAGGUGGCUCAGACUGCGUGUAUGUCUGCCUGCAAGCAUCUGGCCACUUCACUGAUGCAGCUGCUGCUGGAAGCAGACGUGAGGCAGCUCAGCCUGGGUGCCCUGCAGCAGUUCAACCUGGAUGUGCAGGAGUGUGAACAGUUUGCCAGAUCCGGCCCGGUGCCUGGGUUCCAGGAGGACACGCUGCAGUUGGCCUUCAUCGACUUAGACAACUCUUGGAUCUCUUCACCCAGUGGGACUGGUCAACAUACCUCGCUGACUAUGGCCAACCUACUUGCAAAUAUCUGCGUGUCAACCCAGUGACAGCCCUGGCCCUGCUCGAAAAGAUGAAGGACACCAGCCGUAAGAACAAUGUGUUUGCACAGUUUCGGAAGAAUGAGCGAGACAAGCAGAAACUGAUUGACACCGUGGCCAG
Messenger RNA from Phascolarctos cinereus (koala), 2503 nucleotides. The record is from RefSeq and is a predicted model, not a curated record. Lineage: Eukaryota; Metazoa; Chordata; Mammalia; Diprotodontia; Phascolarctidae.